This is a messenger RNA of Colossoma macropomum (tambaqui), 1929 nucleotides long. It is a transcript of the gene ccdc169, whose product is annotated as coiled-coil domain containing 169. NCBI's taxonomy places the organism in Eukaryota, Metazoa, Chordata, Actinopteri, Characiformes, Serrasalmidae. Bases 106 to 738 code for a protein of 210 amino acids. The record is from RefSeq and is a predicted model, not a curated record. The transcript has 8 exons.
AACAAAGAACGCGCGCGGGUAGACUGACGUUUCCAAUGGUUACAGCGUAACACUGCGAUUCACACCGCGUUCAGAGUUCAGAGUUGCUCGCCUAACUUUCAGAUCAUGGGAGACGGUGACAAAGGCAGUUAUGAUUUAGCUCGACUUCAGGCGGAACUCGAUCAUGAGAAAGAAGUCAAAGAGAUGCUGGAAGAUUCUGUCUCUGACCUGAGAAGCACUUUGGCUGAUUUGGAACAGCGACUGCACGGUGUGGAGGGAGAAGGGAAUGAAUGGAGAACCAGAUAUGAGACCCAGCUGGAGCUGAACGGGCAGCUGGAGAGGCAAAUUGGGGUUGUGCAGGAGAGACUUGAAGGCCUUCGUGGAAAUCCCACAGAUCGACUGGCUUCCAUUCGGUCAUAUGAUCAAAUGACUGUGGAUGCUUUAACACACAGACUCCAACUUCUGAGCACAGAGAAGACGAGCCUUCAGAGCCAACUGCUAGAAUGUCGCCUGAGGAUUGAGCAGGAGGGAAAGGCGUACCAGAAGGCCUAUGAUGAGAGACGGGUUUAUCUUUCAGAGAUUGCAAAGGUGUCCUCUGCCUUUGAUCUGACCAGAAAGCAGCACUUGGCUCAGCCUCAAAAAGCUGCGCAGAGUCCAGAGAAGAGAGUUCAGGGGACUGUGCGGCGUGACUGGGAGGGUAGAAGAGGUCCUGCAAGAACAGAUGUCACACAGAGUCGACUGCCGAGAUUAAAGCGCUGAUACAAGAGGCUGCCUGCCAAACAAACCCAGAAAAAUUAUGACAGCACAUUUCAUAUCACGUUGAGAAUCAAGAUCAAGAAGAACAACGUUCCUCCGGGGCCUCUGUGCAACAUACAGCCAUAAGCAAAAGUUUAAACACUCCCAGUAAAAUAAUGUUUUGUUGGUUUUCUAGGUAAAAAUAAGGCAUCCUUUACAGAGAACAAACUUCAAUGUGAUGUUUUUCUGCAAGUUUCAGUGCACAGUUUCUCUGUGUUCUCUGUAGAGGAUGUGUUAACAUGUAACCUGUGUUUACAGGACCAUGCAAUACAAGUGAACAAGGUGGGCUACACAAAGUGCAGCUAAACAAGACCAACUUACUGUACAAUAAAGACGCAAUAGUGCAAAACUGGGCUCAAAACCUUACAGUAAGUGUAACACAGUAAAAAAGAAUGCAGGACAAGACAGAAUGAGCCACACAGUGAGAUGUGUAAAAACAUGAGUUGUGUAAAUAUUGCAGCAUUAUAUAAACUGUAUGAGCAGUAUUAGCAUCAUGCAAGUGAAGGGUAAACCAGUUUACAGCAUAAAUAGCAGCAUGCUAACAUAUUGUACCAGGAAUCCAAUCAGUAGUCGUUGGGUGAUGUUGACGUUCUUGAAAAAGAGGCUGUCGUGAUAAAGAGGUGGGCGUGAGAUUUGAACAGUGUUUGUUGAGAAGGGCUGUGAAUGAAGGGGGAUCCUCACAGCCUGGGGGAAGAACCUGCACUCUUCAGAAAAGGUUAGUUUAAGGGUUACUUUUAGAACCUUUACUUUAUGCGUAGGGUCUUUAAAAGGGUUAUUCACUGUCACAUAUUCAGAAAAAUGGUUCUCCAAAGAACCACCCAUGUACAGAUGUGGCUAAAUGUAGGCCUACUUCUUGAGUUUGCAGCCAAAAGGCGCAUCGUCUCAACCCAUUUAUCAGUGAGAUGUCAAACUGCAUGAUCAUAUAAACUUUUUUGUAAACCUUUUACACAUGUGGUUGGUGUGCAGAUGGCAUCUUACUGUAGUUUUGGAGAUUGGGUGCUCCAAGGAUACAACCAGUAAUUCACCUCUGUUCUGACAUGAAUCUUUUAAGGGCCAGGUUCAGCCUUUUACAGAAUUAUAAUAAAAUUCAUCAGUUGUAUAAUAAUAAUAAGGAAUAAAAUUCUUCAGUUGUUUAAUAAUAAUAAAGAAUCAAAU